GAUGCUGGUGUGUUUCAGAGGAAGUUGUGUGCGCUUACGUUGAAAAAGAGGGGGCAGAGCUAUUGAAUAGGAUAACAGUUCAUGCAGACCCAGUGAGAAGGACAGACGGAAGAGACCAGCAUCCAGCACAGAAUGGCAGAGACGCACAACUGUCAGGGUGAAGAUCCCGAUAAAAUGACGAAAAUCUGCAAGAAAUGCGGCGGUCGCGCUGGUAGAAGACGGGGGAUAGCGCCCGUCUCACAUGAACCAUUGAAGUUUGAAAAAUGGGGGAAAGAAGAAUACCGAAGUCUUGAUACUCGAAAAAUGGUUUGUCACCCGGAUGGCCCACCAAAUCGAUGACUAGGGGGAUCGGAAUGAUCAAGACUUAAUAAAGACAUGGACUGGCUGCCUGUUCCAUUCCCUCCCCAUGAAGUAAGAAGACAGCUAUACCCCAUUCUACUGGACAUUGAAGUGGAGACAACUGCUUUGUCAUCAAGAUGGCGGCGUUGAUUUGGGAGCUAAUUGGAUUUUUGAAAAGCUGACUGUAUGGACUUUUCAAGAUUUUAUUUUACUGGAUAAGAUGCAUCAAUUGGAAUUACUUUGAAAACUUUGACAUGGACUCUUGUGUUUUGGAUGUGCUGGCAAUUCUUUGGAUUCAAUUGUUUGAAUAUUGUAAUAGUUUCCUUUACUGAAUUCAGUUACACUACUUUUGUACUUCUGUGAUUUCCUAAUAGGAUGUUAUUUAUGUUAAAUAAAACAUUGCAAUUUUCACUAUUCUGACUUUCUUUCAUUGAUCAAUAUGCUACUCAAGAAUGUUACAAGACUAUUGUAUUUUCGCUAAAUGUGAAAAUUCUCUCCAACUGAAUCAAUUUUACUCAAAUGUAAUCAAGUUUCUGGUAUUUUCUGGGGCUUCCGAUUACUCCUGUUUACUGGAAGGUAUGAUACAUUUGCCUUGUACAAUCUAAAUUGACAUUUAAUAGUGCUAGCUAAAUUAGGCCUACUAACUUUAAAUAAGAUCGGAGGAAUUGGAGGGUAAACGCAAGUCAUAGUUUACACAACUUUUUAUUUGGUGAACUUUUACACCUAUUACGCUAAGGUUUUUUUGCUCAAGCGUUUACGCUACUUGUCUCCAUUACGAGCAAUACUUAACAAUGUAGCAACUUUCUUUUACUAUUUAUAUCCCUGGUUAAUUUAAUUGACCAGUUUAUUACUUCCUACACUUUUUGUAGGACUGUUCUGUGUUCACAAUCCAACUCGUAAUUGGCAAACAUAUAUUUUAUUUUUUUUGAAAAAUACUGAAGUCAAAUGAAAGGGUAUGGCUUCUAGUGAUCAACGCAUUACAUGGUGUUGGGGCUGGCUAAUCCAUACAGUUAUACUCUGCAUUUCUACAUAGCUCUACAUAAUACACAUUUAAAACAGAGCCUUUGGCAAGAACCGAAAUGGUGGCCAAGGCUCUGCCUCUAAAAUGGCUCCUGAAGUCAUACUUCCUGUCUGAGCAGGAAGUGAUGGGUCUUAGUGUUUCAUUUUUUUUGUACAAAUAUAACUCUUAUUGAUAAAAUAUGGAUAUGACUUUGGCAAAGGCUAUCCUCUUGAAGUGAAGCAACUUUUUAUGAAAUAAAAAUGUAAUAUAGGUUUGCCGUUUUUAUUCAAAAUAAAGGGGGUGGGACUUUGGGACAUCACCUGAGUGUGGGGUAAAUGGAAAUAACGUCAAUCAAAGGCAAAGCUUUCAGAGCUAGGAAGGAGCUCUAGAUGGCGGAUGAGCCUUGGGAAGGGGAACAAUUCAUUGGGCUUUCGUCAGCCCUUUUCUUUUUCAUGAAAUCAAGCUGGAAUAUGCCGCUCUAUGAAUAUUUUUUUAUUUAAAAUAAAAACUAGUACUAUAGUGAACAGUAGAUUAGGUUUACUGCUUUUAUUUAAUUCGUUUUUCGUCGUGUAUAUCGGUUUUACUGAGUGUAUGCGCGAGUCGUUGUCUUCUCUGCCUAGGUCUGGCAGCCAUGGCGCGCCUCCAUUUUUCGUCUGCUCUGUGAAGAGCUCUAGCCUUUCGUAUCACGAUCACUUGUGUUGACGCUUCAAUAUCCUAUUAAUGUUUUUUUCCCCCCUAAUGUUUACUUUCAUUCAACCUUUUUUUUUUUAAAUACCUUUUUUUUGGUCAUGAGUAUUAUAUAGUCUAUAGCCUACUUUGCGGAUGUGAAUCUAAUACUUCAUUAUACCUUACUGUACAUGGAAUAGCAAAUACCAGCACAUAAGAUCAUCAAAUCCAACGUUUUCAAGUUAAAACGAUGAUGAAGAAUAAGAAUAAAAAGCAAGAAGAUGAAGGUUCGACUCAAAGCAAUGCAUCAAGCAAUUCGGCCUCAGAAGAAUCGAACCACUCUGGGUUGGAGUCUGGGAGUCAGUCGGAGAGUGAGCAGGGCAGGGAGAGGAGAAGAUUGCAUCACUCAGGAGAAUCCAACAGCUCUUCUGAAUCUGGGAGCCAGUCCGGGUCUGAGAGUGAAUCCCAGCAGGCCUCGGCAGAGGUCAAGGACAGACAACCAGUUAAAAAGAAAGACAAUCUGUCAGAUGUGAAGAAGAUGUGGGAAGAGCAUCCAGAUGUCUAUGGGGUCAGGCGAUCAAAUCGCAGUAGACAAGAACCUGCUCGUCUCAAUAUUGGAGCUGGGGGUAGCAGUGACUCCGAAGGUGAAAGUCCUAAAAGAAAAGCACCACGACAGAAGAAGAAAGAAAAUACCUGGAAAAGUGAUGAAUCGGAUGAUGAUGAUGAUGAUGAGGAGGAUGCCAGCAGUGCAGACAGUGAGCAGGAAGAGAAAAAAGUUAGAUCCAGACGACUUCCUGCUAGAAGACCACAGAACAAAUCAUCUACAGUCAAAAAACCGCAGCCUCCAAAGGGAAGGAAAACCAGGAAACAAGAGUCAUCUGUGGAGGAGGAUGAUGAUGAUGAUGACGACGAUGAUGAUGAUGAUGACGAAGAUACCCCAAAGAGACAAACCCGGCGAAGGGUGUCUGCUAAAGUCAGUUACAAGGAGGACCAAAAUGACUUUGAGACGGACUCUGACGACCUGAUAGAGAUGGAGGGAGCUGAGGUGGAGCCGGAAGAUGACAGCGAGACCAUUGAGAAGAUCAUGGAUACCAGGACAGGCAAAAAAGGAGCCUGUGGGGCUUCCACUACCCAGUAUGCUGUGGAGGAAAAUGGGGACCCAGGAGCCGACUUUGACCCAGAGAAGGAUGAGGGAGAGACCCAUUACCUGAUCAAGUGGAAAGGCUGGUCCUACAUCCACAACACCUGGGAGAGCAUCGACUCCCUCACUCAACAGAAGGUCAAGGGACUCAAGAAACUAGACAACUUCAAGAAGAAGAACGAUGAGCUCAAUGCUUGGUUGAGCAAAGCAUCCCCUGAGGAUUCAGAAUAUUACAACUGCCAGCAAGAGCUAACCACUGAUUUAAAUAAGCAGUUCCAUAUUCUGGAGAGAGUCAUUGCGACUAAAACCGGGAAGACACAGGGACUCUCGGAUUUCCCCUCUCACAGCCACAAGAAUGGUGCUUCUUCCAAUGAGCCAGAGUACCUGUGUAAGUGGAUGGGCCUGCCUUAUUCAGAGUGCAGCUGGGAGGAUGGAGCUCUGCUGGGGAAGAAGUUCCAGCACUGUAUAGACGGCUUCACCAACAGGAACUCCAGUAAAACAGUCCCCUCCAAAGACUGCAAAGUGAGUGAGGUGUUGAAACAGAGGCCCAGAUUUGUUGCACUAAAGAACCAGCCAUCGUACAUUGGGGAUGAGAACCUGCAGCUGAGAGAUUACCAGUUAGAUGGACUGAACUGGCUGGCUCACUCCUGGUGCAGGUGCAAUAGUGUGAUCCUGGCUGAUGAGAUGGGUCUGGGGAAAACCAUCCAGACCAUCUCGUUCCUGUCCUACAUGUUCCACCAGCACCAGCUGUAUGGGCCCUCCCUGGUGGUGGUACCCCUAUCCACCCUCACCUCCUGGCAGAGAGAGUUUGACACCUGGGCCCCCGACAUGAACGUGGUGGUCUACUUGGGAGACGUGAUGAGCAGGAAAUCGAUCCGUGACUAUGAGUGGGUAUGCCAUCAGACGAAGAGAAUAAAGUUCAAUGCACUUAUAACCACGUAUGAAAUUCUACUGAAAGACAAGGGGGUGUUGGGGAACAUAAACUGGGCUUUCUUGGGUGUGGACGAAGCUCACAGGCUAAAGAAUGACGACUCCCUGUUGUACAAAACCCUGAUCGAGUUUCGGUCCAACCACAGACUUCUAAUCACAGGGACACCACUGCAGAACUCUCUCAAAGAGCUGUGGUCCCUUCUGCACUUCCUCAUGCCUGACAAGUUUGAAAAUUGGGAAGAUUUUGAAUGUGAGCAUGGUAAAGGGACUGACAAUGGCUACCAGAGCCUCCACAAAGUCCUUGAGCCCUUCCUCCUGAGGCGUGUAAAGAAGGAUGUGGAGAAAUCCCUGCCUGCCAAGGUAGAACAGAUCCUCCGUGUGGACAUGUCUGCUGUGCAGAAGCAGUACUACAAGUGGAUUCUGACCAGGAACUUCAGAGCCUUGCAGAAAGGCACCCGAGGCAGCUCCUCUGGCUUCCUCAACAUCGUCAUGGAGCUGAAGAAGUGCACUAACCAUGGUUUCCUCAUCAAACAGCCUGAGGAAGAGUGUGACACUCCACAGGAGCACCUGCAGGCGUUGGUGAGGGGCAGUGGGAAGCUGGUUCUUCUGGACAAGCUACUGACCAGACUUCGGGACAGGGGCAACAGAGUCCUCAUCUUCUCCCAGAUGGUGCGCAUGUUGGACAUCCUGGCUGAGUACUUGGCCCUGAAGCGCUACCCAUUCCAGCGCCUGGAUGGCUCCAUAAAGGGAGAAAUACGAAAACAAGCACUUGACCACUUUAAUGCUGAAGGCUCUGAGGACUUCUGUUUCCUGCUGUCCACAAGAGCUGGAGGUUUGGGUAUCAACCUUGCCUCUGCAGAUACUGUGGUCAUCUUUGACUCUGACUGGAACCCUCAGAACGACCUGCAGGCUCAGGCCAGGGCUCACAGGAUUGGCCAGAAGAAGCAGGUGAAUAUAUAUCGCUUGGUCACAAAGGGAUCUGUGGAGGAGGACAUUAUUGAGAGAGCCAAGAAGAAGAUGGUUUUGGACCAUCUUGUAAUUCAGAGAAUGGACACCACUGGUCGAACUGUGUUGGAUAACAACUCCGGAAAUUCAAACUCCAACCCAUUCAAUAAAGAUGAGCUGACUGCCAUUCUGAAGUUUGGAGCUGAAGAUCUGUUCAAAGAGGCAGAAGGAGAGGAGACUGAACCUACGGAGAUGGAUAUUGAUGAGAUCUUGCGAUUGGCUGAAACCAGAGAAAGCGACCAGGGAUCAAGUGCCACAGAUGCGCUUCUCUCUCAGUUCAAGGUGGCCAACUUCUCCAACAUGGAGGAGAGUGCUCCAGAGAUGGUGGAGCGGACGGUGCCUGACUGGGACGACAUCAUCCCGGAGGACCAACGGCGAAGGCUAGAGGAGGAGCAGAAGCAGAAGGAGAUGGAGGACAUCUACAUGCUGCCUAGAAGCAGGAGCUCCAAUAAGAGGGCCCAGGCCAACGACAGUGACAGUGACAUUGGCUCCAAGCUGAAGCACCGCUCCUCUGGCUCUGAGAGCGAGACGGACGACAGCGGCGAUGACAAGAAGCCAAAGAGGAGAGGCAGGCCCAGAGCCCGCAAGAACAACGUGGAGGGUUUUACUGAUGCAGAGAUCCGCAGGUUCAUCAAGGCUUAUAAGAAAUUUGGAGCUCCGCUUGAAAGGCUGGAGGGCAUUGCCCGGGACUCAGAGCUGGUGGACAAAUCCCAGGCAGACCUGAAGAGACUGGGAGAGCUGAUCCAUAGCAGCUGUGUGACGGCUGUCCAAGAGCAUGAAGAGCACCUCAGAGAGAACCCCAGUGAAGCCAAAGGUCCUGGGAAGCGCAGAGGUAUUAACAUCAAGAUCUCAGGAGUGCAGGUCAAUGCCAAGUCCAUCAUUCAGCACGAGGAGGAGUUUGAGCCACUGCACAAAGCUGUGCCAGCCAAUCCUGCUGAGAGAAACCAGUUUCAACUGACCUGCAGAGUGAAGGUGCCUCACUUUGACGUGGACUGGGAUCUGCAGGAUGACACUCAACUGUUGCUGGGGGUCUAUGAGCAUGGCUACGGCAACUGGGAUCUGAUGAAGACCGACCCGGAUCUCAAACUCGCAGACAAGAUUCUCCCCGAUGACCCAGAGAAGAAACCUCAAGGGAAGCAGUUGCAGGCCAGAUCAGACUACCUUCUGAAGAUGCUGAAGAAAGAAGCGGACUGUAAAGAUGUUACUAAGGAGGAGGCCAAAGUGAAGAAGAGGAAGCCUCGGGUGAAGAAAGAGAACAAGGCUCCUAAAGAUGAACAGGGCAAUGACAUCUCCUCCCCCCGCAUUUCAGACAACCCCUCAGAGGAAGGGGAGGUGAGGGAUGACGGGACUGAAAAAACUCCCACAAAGAAGAGGCAGAAGAAAAAGGAUAACAAAGAGAACAAAGAAAAACACGGAACUCCUAAAAAAGAGAAGGACGCGGACAAAGACAAAAAACGUCCGAAACCAAAAAAAGAAAAGGCUAAAGGAGCUAAAGGGAAGAAGCCCCAGGGGCCAGUCCACAUUACUGCUGGGAGUGACCCUGUUCCCAUCGGAGAGGAGGACGAUGAGCUGGACCAGGAGAACUUCAGCAUAUGUAAGGAGCGCAUGAGGCCGGUGAAGAAGGCCCUAAAACAGCUGGAUAAGCCUGACGAGGGCCUGUCUGUUCAGGAGCAGCUCCAACACACACGCACCUGCCUGCUGAAGAUAGGAGACCGCAUCACUGAGUGCCUUAAAGCCUACAGCGACCCAGAGCAUGUCAAAACAUGGCGUCGGAACCUCUGGAUUUUUGUGUCUAAGUUCACAGAAUUUGGAGCGAGGAAGCUUCACAAGCUGUACAAGAUGGCUCAGAAGAAGCGGUCUCGGGAGGAGGAGAAGGAGCAUAGAAAAAAGGGGGAUGACCCGUCAGGCAGGAAGAAGUCUUUCCGAGCAGAGGCGUCUGGUUCCAGUCGAGACUCCACCGGCACCCAGCCAUUGUCCAAGUCUCAUCCAGGCAUGCCCCACCCCUCUCCAACGUCCCCCCAUGGUCCUCACAGAGAAGGCUACAACCAGUCCAACAAGCGACACUUUGGAAAUGAUGAUCGAGGAGAUUGGCAGAGAGAUCGUAAAUACAACUACCCUGGAAAUAGCAACCAGCCCUGGCAAAGCGAGCGACAUCAUCCAUAUGACGGCCAUCGGUAUAAGGACCAUCACUAUGGCGACCGUCGUCCGCGUGAAGACUCCUACCGCAGCAGCUCUAGUAGUUACCGUAGUGGCGGCAGCAGCAGCUCCCCUCGGAAGAGGCCGUAUGACCAGUAUGACAGCGACCGAGAACACCGGGACCGUCAUGCCUAUUACGACAGACAUCCAGACUCAAAGCGGAGACGCGGCGAUGACUUCCGUCCUCCCCAAGACUUCAGGGGGAGUGGAGGCCAUCCCCAGGACUUCAGGGUGAGGAUGCCAGAGCAUAGGGGGCCAGCAGGGCCAGAACACUUCACCCGGCCCUAUCCAGACAACAAACCCCCCCCCUUGCUGGACCCACGCUCCCCACAGGCGCAGAAGUCCCCCCAGGACUCGCGCUCGCCAAACGCAGAGCGGACUGCAGAGCAGAAAGCAGCUGGGGCUGAUUUCAACUGGAACAACAGGAAGACAUGAGGACUGCCGCUGAAGGACAAUGUGAGUGUAUUUUGUUCAGGUGAUGAACACAGUGUGAACUCCACAUGCUGCUGAAGGACAUGUCUGGGCUGGCUAGACUCACUGGUUUGCUUGGCCUGACACACCCUCAGUCGCAAAUACUCUGUUUACCAGCAAACACCAAACUCCAAACCCCUCCUCCAGGUGUGACUGUGGUAGUGAACUGUCUGUGCCCAUGUUGAAAUCUAUUACAGAUGUUUUUUUAGAUGAAAUGACAGGUGAUCAGUCAGUGUUAGUGAUGAGUCUGUAAAAUGCCUGUGGAUCACUAGUCCCAUGGACUAUUAUCUGGGGAAAGCUUACAAUGCCUAAAAGGUUGACGUUGACUGAUCUUGGAACAUAAAAGUGCCUACAGUAUUUGGCCUUUUUGACUGUUAGAGGUAUGGGAUUAUUCCCAAAGGAACCAUGACUUUGAUUUUCUUUUUUGUGUUUAGCUUUAUGCCAUUAUGAUGUCCAUAGGAAAUGUUUCUGUAAAAAUGUAAUAUUUAUCAUGUCACCCUCACCUUCAAAUGUUUAUGAAUCUUAAUGUUGAGAUGGUUGUGCAACUAUCAUUUCAUAAAGAGAUGCACCUUCUUCCCAAAAUCCAAAUGGGAGUGCAUCUUUGUCUAAAUUGAAGUGGAGAAUAGUAAAUUAGUCAGUUUGCCAGUACCUAGUCCUCAGAAUGACUAUUUAAAAGGUUUUAAUGAGCAUUUCUCAUUACUGUUGAUAAUCAUUCUUCUGUAAAGACAUUCAUCAUUGCAAGUUUCUUUAAGUUGAUAAAAACCACUUACUCGCUGAUAAGUUGAGGACCUAAUGAAAGGACAACUUUCUAAGCAGUGUAAGGUAAUUCCUUGUGCAAAGGUUCAGAAGAACACUAUGACUAUGUUUAAGCUAUCCCUAAUAACAUUUAUUUGUAGAUGUGCAAAGAAUGAAGCUAUUUCAACCUUAUUUCUGUGUCUUAUGUAUGAAUGGUACUUUUGCAUCUUACAUUGCACUAGAAAUACUGCACUCUACCGCUUUAUUCCACCCAUAAAAGUAUUGAACGAUGUUUGAGAAGACUGGAAAUCAUUUUCUCUUUCUCUAAAGUUAAAAGAUUGUUUGAUUCCCAGCGACAGCAAUGUAACUAACUUCUGGUAAAUUUUCAAAGGGACAUUUGAGUGUUUACGGAUGUGGUUGAUGACGAGCUGUUAUUGGUCAAUCUGGUUCAGUGCCAAACCAGAGACUGGCCCUGCUCUGGUUCUUAUGAUUUCUGGUGUUUUUGUGUGCUUCUCCAUUUGUGCCUUAUUUUUGUGUAUAUUUUCAUACUGUAUAUGGGUUCAUGUACAUUUGUGUACUCUGCUACAGCAAUGAUGCAGUAUUAAACAGUCAUGUUUGAGACUGUUCUCAAUGGAUGCUUGUUAAGUGAAGACUGGAGGUGGGAACAAAUUGUUUAGUUUGUCAUGUUCUUCUGUAACUUCCCACAAGUUAUUGGGAAAAGGAUAAACAGCAUUACACAGGUGAAUCUGUGUAUUAUGUCCUCUGUGGGUAGAUCUGUUACAAGAAAUAGCCAACCAACACCGCCUUCCUUCCUUUUCUCCAUGCUACUGGACCUCUCCUCUUGAAAACAAGCCGAAAUAAUUUAUAUUUGUGAAAGCCACUCUUCACAUGAAAUGUACUGUAAAAAUGUUAAUAGACAUAUGUAUUAAACUUUCCUACAUUAUGAAA
Messenger RNA from Salmo salar (Atlantic salmon), 9431 nucleotides. NCBI's taxonomy places the organism in Eukaryota, Metazoa, Chordata, Actinopteri, Salmoniformes, Salmonidae. The record is from RefSeq and is a predicted model, not a curated record.